Messenger RNA from Anolis carolinensis (green anole), 1729 nucleotides. It is a transcript of the gene slc39a13, whose product is annotated as solute carrier family 39 member 13. Gene Ontology annotation, molecular function: zinc ion transmembrane transporter activity. The record is from RefSeq and is a predicted model, not a curated record. Lineage: Eukaryota; Metazoa; Chordata; Lepidosauria; Squamata; Anolidae. Gene Ontology annotation, biological process: zinc ion transmembrane transport; intracellular zinc ion homeostasis. The transcript has 11 exons. Bases 221 to 1306 code for a protein of 361 amino acids. Gene Ontology annotation, cellular component: membrane.
GUUCCGCUUCGGAAGCAUCGGAAGUGGCGCUCGCAUUAAGAGCUCCGUCGGGGUGGAGGCUGGGACCGACGUGGCCGAGUCGGGAGGGGGGCGUGGCCAAGACUGGAGGGGCGUGGCCAAUCCCAAGUGGCGGCGGCGACGCAGCUGGAUGGCAGGGGCAGCCCGGAGCUCCCCGCUCUCGCACGGGAUUAACCAGCCAGGCUGAGGCUGCAUAGCAACAAUGGGUGAGGGUUUUUUCAUCCAUGGAGUCCUUUCCAUCUUAUUGCUUACCGUCUCCUGUGUGGCCCAUGAACUCCCCUUGUGUGAGAAGGAGGCUGAGUCCUGGGGAGCCAUAUUCAGCGAAGACCGCCUGGAUGCCUGGAUCUAUUCUUUGAUUGGUUCAGUUAUGGUGGGGCUGAGUGGAGUUUUUCCUCUGUUGAUCAUUCCUCUGGAGACCGGAGCAGCUCUGAAGUCAGAAGAGGGAUCCCGUCGACUGAAGCAACUCUUGAGUUUUGCUAUUGGGGGGCUCCUGGGAAAUGUGUUCCUGCACUUGCUCCCUGAGGCCUGGGCAUACACCUGCAGCGCCACUGCAGGAGAAGGGCAGAGCUUUCAGCAGCAAAAACUUCUUGGGCUCUGGGUGAUUGUUGGCUUGCUGACCUUCUUGAGUCUGCAGAAGAUGUUCCCAGAUAGUGAAAAGCAAGGAGAGUCCAGCCUGGUCAAUGACCCCCAAGUUUCUGCUAAAAAGAUUCCAAAUGGGAGCAGCUUCUCUGUACAGGAGGCAGCCAAUCCAAUCCAGAGAAAGAAGCCAGGCCGAGCUCAGUACAAUGGUUCUUCUCGUGUAUCUUUAUCAUCAACCCCCAAAAUCAAGAUCAGUGGAUACCUCAAUCUCUUGGCCAACACAAUAGACAACUUCACUCAUGGCCUAGCAGUGGCAGCCAGCUUUCUGGUUAGUAGAAAGGUUGGACUUCUGACCACCAUGGCGAUUCUCCUGCAUGAAAUACCCCAUGAGGUGGGGGAUUUUGCCAUCCUCCUUCGCGCUGGGUUUGAUCGCUGGAGUGCUGCCAAGUUGCAGCUCUCCACAGCCCUUGGGGGAGUUCUGGGAGCUUGCUUUGCGAUUUGUGCUCAGUCACCAAAAGGAACAGGGGAAACCAUCGCUUGGAUUCUCCCAUUUACCUCUGGGGGAUUCUUAUACAUUGCCUUGGUAAAUGUUGUGCCUGAUCUCUUAGAGGAAAAGAAUCCUUGCAACAAAGUUUUCCAGCCAGAACUACUGAAUCUGGGUUCAAGCCAUAGUUGGAAUAAAGUGGAUGGACCCGACAGUUUUUGCUGACAGUGUGAUGGAUGGGGUGGAUAUCCAUGGGCUAUCCAGCCAGUCAGGAACUCAGUGCAACAAGUCCUCCUCCUGUGUACCGGCAUUCUUGUCAUGGUGCUUCUUUCGCUCACCACUGAAUGAGUGGCUCAGACUUCCUUCUGCUGCACUUCAAGGCUGCCUUCAUUCUGAACUGUUACAAAGCAAUAAGGGACACCAUUGGAUUUUUCUUCGUUGUGUGCCUGUGGAUCCGGCUGCUGCUAUAAAAGGGCGGAUAAGGGGAGCAUGGUUUUUAGGAUGGAAUGGUGGACUGUUAUUCUUGUUUUAAAAUCAUUAGAAUCCGGGACUUCCAAAGAUUUAAGAGAACCAAGUGAACGUUGGUUUGGGUUUUUUAAAAUUGUGCGUCUGUAUGUGUGUUUUUAUAAAAUAAUAAUUUAAACAGAA